Naegleria lovaniensis is the source of this 3564-nucleotide messenger RNA. RefSeq lists its product as uncharacterized. Gene Ontology annotation, biological process: nuclear-transcribed mRNA poly(A) tail shortening. Gene Ontology annotation, cellular component: PAN complex; P-body. Gene Ontology annotation, molecular function: protein binding; nucleic acid binding. The record is from RefSeq and is a predicted model, not a curated record. The coding region runs from base 1 to 3564 and encodes 1187 amino acids. The transcript has a single exon. Lineage: Eukaryota; Heterolobosea; Eutetramitea; Acrasida; Naegleriidae.
AUGUAUUUUAAUAAUCAAUCUCCGACAAGAAACAGCAAUUAUUAUGGAAAGAAGUAUAACAAUUCUCCCAGCCGAUCGGCUACUCAAGGCGGAUCGUAUGGAUCCUACUAUUCACAACAAGCAUCAUCGUAUCCUUAUAUGAUGACUUAUCAACAAGGAUACUCAUCAAAUCCAUAUUCUGCAAGAACGACCUCAUCAAAUGGUAUGGAUUGGAUUCAACUCAGUUCAGUUGAGACAUCAGAAGACAACCGAGUGGUCGUGGCUGACAAUUAUGAUGAAUGCAUUUGGACUGGAUCAUCUAAUGGUAGAAUCACUGGAUAUCAUUACCCUUCAAUGGACAAGUAUUGCUCUUUUCGUGCUUUUGAGCCAAAUUACGAUAUCAAACAAAUGAUUAUUCAAAAAGAACGAAUUUAUUCACUCUCAUCCAAUGGAUUUUCUGUUCAUUCUAGAGGUGGCCUCCAUAGAUAUAGUUAUGACGAUUCUGAACUUUUUGGAGAUCAAUUAUUGACAUUUACGUUUCACUCUGAAUACACACCUGGUGGAAAUUCACAGGGUAGUCGAUCACAAUACUCAUUGAUCAUGGGAGGAAACUUUACAAAAUUAUUUAGCUUUGAUCUAAAUGCUCAAAAAAUAGCUAUGCAAGUGGAAACAAACCAAGGAAUAUGUGUCAUGAAAACUGGAGGCAGAUAUGUUUGCUGUGGAGGAACAUUGGGCGAGUUGUCAUUACGAGAUCCGAGAAGUUUGAAAAGCGAACACUCGUUUGAGGUUCAUACUGGUACCAUUAGUGACAUUGCUAUUAAGGAUAAUGUCUUGGUCACAUGUGGAUUCAAUAACAGAUAUGGAGAAUUGACUGUCGACAACAUGGUCAAAGCAUACGAUUUAAGAACGUUGAGAAUGUUAGGACAAGUACAUUUUCCAUUAGAUCCUACGUUUUUAGGAUUUCAUCCGCGUGUCAGUUCCAUGUUGCUCAUAGUGUCACAAACAGGCUGUUUCCAAUUUAAGGACUUACAAGCUGCCUUUAACCAUCAAUACCAAAACAGCGAUAGUCAACUUUAUCAAAUAAGUCUCGAUCAAAAUGACAGCAAUCCAUCAAGUAUACAAUCAUUUGACAUUAGCUCUACAGGAAAUAUCAUUACAUUUGGAGAUCAAAACGGAUUACUACAUUUCUGGUCAAGCCAAAGCGCCUUGGAUACGUACAACCAAGAGGAAUACAAACCUCUCAAUGCUCAUCGAUUAAUUGACGACGAAGAGAUAUCUAAUGAUGGUACUACACUUCUCUCUGAUUGGCCCAACUAUUCAUACCUAGUGGGUCAACAUCCCCUCGAAAUUCACCCACAAAUAUUAGAAAAUUUAGAAUACAAGAAAUCAUCACUGCCUGCUAAAAUGACCUAUGGAAUCAGUAUUAAUCCUGGAUUAAAACGUGUCAUUGAUGGAUAUUUGGAGCGAAAGACUUUCAGAGAUUUCAUUGUUACCGAGGAGAGUGGGGAAAAAAAGAAAAAAAAGACUUCCAGAGUCCUGAAGGUUAUUCCAAAAGAAUUUUCUCUCAAUGUCGUUAAGAACAACAAUCGAUUACGUUUUCAGGAAUUUGAUUUUUCCAAGUACAACGACACCAAAUUUGUGGGACUGGAAAACGGAUUGGAAAUUGCUUCCAUACUCAACGCCUAUAUUCAAGUGCUCUAUCAUAUUGUUCCACAAUUGAGAACAUGUAUCAUGAACUUUCUCUCUGAAAAGCCCAAUUGCAUUUCGUCUGAGCUUGGUUUUCUCUUUACCAUGAUUGAGCAGGCAGAAAAAGCAGAAAAGAAAACUGUGGAAGCCACCAAUUUUUGUCGAUUGAUACAAAAUUUAGAUUUAUCCUUCUUGUGUGAAAAAAGUAACAAGCAAAAGUUGUCACCUGUGGAUGCCAUUCAGAAAUUCAAUUCAUUUAUGAUGAAACAACUUCAGAAAGAAAUGUCGGCUAUAACAUUUAGUUAUUCCAUGACAUAUCCAUAUAUCUUUGCAUCUCCAAACUACAACUUGAAAGGACCCAAUAGCAAGAAGCAGGUUAUUGCUACCAACAAUAGCAAUAUUCAAUUACUGAAGAAGCAAAAUAAGAGAAGACAAAGAACCAUGAUUGACAUUCUAUUUGGGGCCGAGAUUCAAUCAUACAAGUACAUCGAUACCUCUUUUGAUAACAAAUUGAAAAGCAUUAAUCCUCAAUAUCCAUAUGACACUUUUGAAGACAUGCUCAAAGACUAUUUGAACAAUCCCUCAAAUAAUUUACUUACUCUUCCCAACAUUUUCAAUUUUACUGUACCAACAAGAGACGAAGAUAUUAGAUGGUUAAGAUCUCAACACAACAAUAAUGAACUCACCAAUACGACCAUUCCAUUACACUUCACAAUUAUUCAAACUUCUGACAAGUCGCAAUGGGAGCCCUUUAUCUUUAAUGACGAAAAACAAAAGCAACAACAAGAAUUGUAUCACAACAUUCAACCAGCUGAAUACUAUCUGAAACAGAAAAGACGACCCCCAAUGUCAAUUACCUAUAAUUUAACAGCUGUCAUUAUUCAAGUAAGACAUCCAUUUCAAGAAAAGGCUGUUAACACUAAAUCUCAAGCAUCCACAAAGGCCACUGAUGACAAUGGAAAAGAUGUGUAUGACACCAUUGAAAAUGCAUGUGAAAAUGGUGCUGAACUCUCUGAUGAAGAUGAAACUGAAGAUGAGAACGACAAUUUAUCCAAGAACUUUGAUGGUCAUUGUGUAGCCUUGAUCAAAAUUGCAAAUGAGUGGAUUUUGUUUAACGAUUUUUCUAUAAGUACGCAAAAAGAAAAAGACGUCACCAUUUACAGCCAAACUUGGAAAACUCCAGCUCUGUUGUUCUAUGUUCGACAGGAUAUUCAAAACGUCCUUCCUACUGUGCUGUAUUCCAAUCCAAUUACUUCAAAUUUAGAAUUAUUUAACUCUCCAGAGUUUAAGAGUGUUGUCAAUUUUAAUGGUGACAUUGUGUCCAUCGAUGCUGAAUUUGUAUUAUCCAAGAAAGAACAUCAAAUUGAUGACGGGCAGAGAUUUGCAUUAGGCAGAGUGAGUGUAAUCUCUAUGGAUGAACAAGUUAUUUUUGAUGACUAUAUUGCUACAUCGGAAAAAUAUAUUGAAGACUACAUGACUCGAUUCUCUGGACUAAAACCUGGAGAUUUGGAUAUUCACAAUACCUCAAAUUUACACCACGUCACUGAGCUCAAAUACACAUAUCUCAAACUAAGAUAUCUUCUAGAUGUGAAGAAGGUGAAAUUUAUUGGACAUGGCUUACCGAAUGAUUUCAAAAUUAUUAAUAUUUUUGUUCCAAAAGAGCAAAUUAUUGAUACUGUAGAAUUAUUUAGACUACCCAAUCAACGAAAAAUAUCUCUACGGUUCCUAUGUAAAUAUUUAUUGAACCAAGACAUCCAACAAGACACACAUGACAGCGUUGAAGAUGCUAGAACUGCUCUCCGUCUCUAUAAGAAAUAUAUAGAGCUUAAGGAAAAACAUUCCUUUACUUCCACUCUUCAAGAUAUUUAUAACAUUGGACGCCAAACCAAUUGGCAAUAA